AUGGUGGGUUUCAUGGAAAAGAACAACCAAAAGCAGAACGAACUGGAACUCAUGAAUGUCAAGAUUGAAAGAGAGAAACAAGACCUCGAAGAAAGUCGGGAUGUGCUAACAAAGGAGAGAGAGGAGCUGGAACAAAUGAGGAAUGAGACACAGCGACAGAGAGAGGAGACAGAAUCUCACAUGGAAGACCAAAGGAAAGAGAAAGAACAUCUGGAACAAAUGACGACGGACAUGAAAAAACAGUUGCUAGAGAUGGAUAAUGACAAGGAAAUGAUAGAAAGCUCAAUGGGUGAACUGAGAUUGAAAGAGGCAGAAAUGGUGAGAGAAAAGGAGAACAUGGAAAACAAGAUGGCUAGACUCAAAGACGAAGAGGAUAGAAUGCGGGAAGAAAUAGGAAGGAAGGUGGACAACUUGAGGCAGGAAAGUCAUGAAAUCAAAAGACUUAGAGAUGAAAUUGACAGUGAAAAGGACCAGCUGAAUGCAAAAUUGCUUGAGUUGGAAAAAAUGCGUGAAGAACUAGAUAGAGAGAAGAAGGAAGUGAAAGACAGGAAGGUUGAAAUACUGAAAGAGAGAGAUCAGUUGGAAGAGAGGCAAGAUAAGAUCAGUAAGGAGAAAGAGGAAUUGGAUAUCAGUCUUGAACUGAUGAAAAGACAAAGGGAAGACUUGACGAGCUUGAAGGCUGAAGCAGAAGCACAGACCGAUCCUAUGGAAAAAGACUGGAAGGAAAAGCUCACGAGGGAAAGACAACAACUUGAAGAUGUAAAGGAGGAGAUACAGAAGGAAAAAGAAGCCUUUGAGAGAAAGAAGGGAUUGACCAUGAAAGAAAGAGAUGAGUUUGAGCUGAUGAAGUCUGAAACCCAGGGUCAAUUGGAGGAAAUAGAACAAAGCAAACAAGACAUUCGUGUGGAGAAGGAAAAGCUGGAUCAGAUCAAAGCUGAGUUAGAAAGGGGAUCUGAAAACAUAAAUCAGGUCAUGGAUGACACAAGACGGGAGAGGGGGAAGGUUGAAGAACUGGCUAUCCAAACUCAAAAACAAAGAGAAGAAAUGGUGGGUUUCAUGGAAAAGAUCAAACAAAAGCAGAACGAACUGGAACUCAUGAAUGUCAAGAUUGAAAGAGAGAAACAAGACCUCGAAGAAAGUCGGGAUGUGCUAACAAAGGAGAGAGAGGAGCUGGAACAAAUGAGGAAUGAGACACAGCGACAGAGAGAGGAGACAGAAUCUCACAUGGAAGACCAAAGGAAAGAGAAAGAACAUCUGGAACAAAUGACGACGGACAUGAAAAAACAGUUGCUAGAGAUGGAUAAUGACAAGGAAAUGAUAGAAAGCUCAAUGGGUGAACUGAGAUUGAAAGAGGCAGAAAUGGUGAGAGAAAAGGAGAACAUGGAAAACAAGAUGGCUAGACUCAAAGAUGAAGAGGAUAGAAUGCGGGAAGAAAUAGGAAGGAAGAUGGACAACUUGAGGCAGGAAAGUCAUGAAAUCAAAAGACUUAGAGAUGAAAUUGACAGUGAAAAGGACCAGCUGAAUACAAAAUUGCUUGAGUUGGAAAAAAUGCGUGAAGAACUGGAUAGAGAGAAGAAGGAAGUGAAAGACAGGAAGGAUGAAGUACUGAAAGAGAAAGAUCAGUUGGAAGAGAGGCAAGAUAAGAUCAGUAAGGAGAAAGAGGAAUUGGAUAUCAGUCUUGAACUGAUGAAAAGACAAAGGGAAGACUUGACGAGCUUGAAGGCUGAAGCAGAAGCACAGACCGAGCCUAUGGAAAAAGACUGGAAGGAAAAGCUCACGAGGGAAAGACAACAACUUGAAGAUGUAAAGGAGGAGAUACAGAAGGAAAAAGAAGCCUUUGAGAGAAAGAAGCGAUUGACCAUGAAAGAAAGAGAUGUGUUUGAGCUGAUGAAGUCUGAAACCCAGGGACAAUUGGAGGAAAUAGAACAAAACAAACAAGACAUUCGUGUGGAGAAGGAAAAGCUGGAUCAGAUCAAAGCUGAGUUAGAAAGGCGAUCUGAAAACAUAAAUCAGGUCAUGGAUGAGACAAGACGGGAGAGGGGGAAGGUUGAAGAACUGGCUAUCCAAACUCAAAAACAAAGAGAAGAAAUGGUGGGUUUCAUGGAAAAGAACAACCAAAAGCAGAACGAACUGGAACUCAUGAAUGUCAAGAUUGAAAGAGAGAAACAAGACCUCGAAGAAAGUCGGGAUGUGCUAACAAAGGAGAGAGAGGAGCUGGAACAAAUGAGGAAUGAGACACAGCGACAGAGAGAGGAGACAGAAUCUCACAUGGAAGACCAAAGGAAAGAGAAAGAACAUCUGGAACAAAUGACGACAGACAUGAAAAAACAGUUGCUAGAGAUGGAUAAUGACAAGGAAAUGAUAGAAAGCUCAAUAGGUGAACUGAGAUUGAAAGAGGCAGAAAUGGUGAGAGAAAAGGAGAACAUGGAAAACAAGAUGGCUAGACUCAAAGACGAAGAGGAUAGAAUGCGGGAAGAAAUAGGAAGGAAGAUGGACAACUUGAAGCAGGAAAGUCAUGAAAUCAAAAGACUUAGAGAUGAAAUUGACAGUGAAAAGGACCAGCUGAAUGCAAAAUUGCUUGAGUUGGAAAAAAUGCGUGAAGAACUAGAUAGAGAGAAGAAGGAAGUGAAAGACAGGAAGGAUGAAAUACUGAAAGAGAGAGAUCAGUUGGAAGAGAGGCGAGGUAAGAUCAGUAAGGAGAAAGAGGAAUUGGAUAUCAGUCUUGAACUGAUGAAAAGACAAAGGGAAGACUUGACGAGCUUGAAGGCUGAAGCAGAAGCACAGACCGAGCCUAUGGAAAAAGACUGGAAGGAAAAGCUCACGAGGGAAAGACAACAACUUGAAGAUGUAAAGGAGGAGAUACAGAAGGAAAAAGAAGCCUUUGAGAGAAAGAAGGGAUUGACCAUGAAAGAAAGAGAUGAGUUUGAGCUGAUGAAGUCUGAAACCCAGGGACAAUUGGAGGAAAUAGAACAAAACAAACAAGACAUUCGUGUGGAGAAGGAAAAGCUGGAUCAGAUCAAAGCUGAGUUAGAAAGGCGAUCUGAAAACAUAAAUCAGGUCAUGGAUGACACAAGACGGGAGAGGGGGAAGGUUGAAGAACUGGCUAUCCAAACUCAAAAACAAAGAGAAGAAAUGGUGGGUUUCAUGGAAAAGAUCAAACAAAAGCAGAACGAACUGGAACUCAUGAAUGACAAGAUUGAAAGAGAGAAACAAGACCUCGAAGAAAGUCGGGAUGUGCUAACAAAGGAGAGAGAGGAGCUGGAACAAAUGAGGAAUGAGACACAGCGACAGAGAGAGGAGACAGAAUCUCACAUGGAAGACCAAAGGAAAGAGAAAGAACAUCUGGAACAAAUGACGACGGACAUGAAAAAACAGUUGCUAGAGAUGCAUAAUGACAAGGAAAUGAUAGAAAGCUCAAUAGGUGAACUGAGAUUGAAAGAGGCAGAAAUGGUGAGAGAAAAGGAGAACAUGGAAAACAAGAUGGCUAGACUCAAAGAUGAAGAGGAUAGAAUGCGGGAAGAAAUAGGAAGGAAGAUGGACAACUUGAGGCAGGAAAGUCAUGAAAUCAAAAGACUUAGAGAUGAAAUUGACAGUGAAAAGGACCAGCUGAAUGCAAAAUUGCUUGAGUUGGAAAAAAUGCGUGAAGAACUAGAUAGAGAGAAGAAGGAAGUGAAAGACAGGAAGGAUGAAAUACUGAAAGAGAGAGAUCAGUUGGAAGAGAGGCGAGAUAAGAUCAGUAAGGAGAAAGAGGAAUUGGAUAUCAGUCUUGAACUGAUGAAAAGACAAAGGGAAGACUUGACGAGCUUGAAGGCUGAAGCAGAAGCACAGACCGAGCCUAUGGAAAAAGACUGGAAGGAAAAGCUCACGAGGGAAAGACAACAACUUGAAGAUGUAAAGGAGGAGAUACAGAAGGAAAAAGAAGCCUUUGAGAGAAAGAAGGGAUUGACCAUGAAAGAAAGAGAUGAGUUUGAGCUGAUGAAGUCUGAAACCCAGGGACAAAUGGAGGAAAUAGAACAAAACAAACAAGACAUUCGUGUGGAGAAGGAAAAGCUGGAUCAGAUCAAAGCUGAGUUAGAAAGGCGAUCUGAAAACAUAAAUCAGGUCAUGGAUGACACAAGACGGGAGAGGGGGAAGGUUGAAGAACUGGCUAUCCAAACUCAAAAACAAAGAGAAGAAAUGGUGGGUUUCAUGGAAAAGAUCAAACAAAAGCAGAACGAACUGGAACUCAUGAAUGUCAAGAUUGAAAGAGAGAAACAAGACCUCGAAGAAAGUCGGGAUGUGCUAACAAAGGAGAGAGAGGAGCUGGAACAAAUGAGGAAUGAGACACAGCGACAGAGAGAGGAGACAGAAUCUCACAUGGAAGACCAAAGGAAAGAGAAAGAACAUCUGGAACAAAUGACGACGGACAUGAAAAAACAGUUGCUAGAGAUGGAUAAUGACAAGGAAAUGAUAGAAAGCUCAAUGGGUGAACUGAGAUUGAAAGAGGCAGAAAUGGUGAGAGAAAAGGAGAACAUGGAAAACAAGAUGGCUAGACUCAAAGAUGAAGAGGAUAGAAUGCGGGAAGAAAUAGGAAGGAAGAUGGACAACUUGAAGCAGGAAAGUCAUGAAAUCAAAAGACUUAGAGAUGAAAUUGACAGUGAAAAGGACCAGCUGAAUGCAAAAUUGCUUGAGUUGGAAAAAAUGCGUGAAGAACUAGAUAGAGAGAAGAAGGAAGUGAAGGACAGGAAGGAUGAAGUACUGAAAGAGAAAGAUCAGUUGGAAGAGAGGCGAGAUAAGAUCAGUAAGGAGAAAGAGGAAUUGGAUAUCAGUCUUGAACUGAUGAAAAGACAAAGGGAAGACUUGACGAGCUUGAAGGCUGAAGCAGAAGCACAGACCGAGCCUAUGGAAAAAGACUGGAAGGAAAAGCUCACGAGGGAAAGACAACAACUUGAAGAUGUAAAGGAGGAGAUACAGAAGGAAAAAGAAGCCUUUGAGAGAAAGAAGGGAUUGACCAUGAAAGAAAGAGAUGAGUUUGAGCUGAUGAAGUCUGAAACCCAGGGACAGUUGGAAGAAAUAAAACAAAUCCAGAUGGAAAGGGAGGAAAUGAAAAGUGUUAUUGAGGAUUUCAAGAGAAAAGAAUCUAAUUGGGAAGUGAUGAAAACGGAGAUUGAGACAAAGAAACGAGAAACAGAAAAUAUCAUGGAAAUGAUCUCAAAAGAAAAGGACAACAUCGAAAAAAUGAAGAUUGAAAUUGAAAGAGAGAGGGAAGAAAUUGAUAUCACCAAGGGCAAGAUGGUGAAGGAGAUGGAUGAGCUGGAACAGAGAAAAGCUGAGAUCGAGAAUGGAAAAUAUGAAGCAGAAAGGCUGAUGGCUGAACUGAAAGAGGAAGAGCAAAGUAUGAAGAAAGAAAUGUGCACGAUGAAAGACAGUCUAGAGCAGAUCAAAGCUGGAAUACAACCACAGAGAGAAGACAUUGAAAGCAAGAUGGUGGAGCUGAAUGUCCAAAAGGCUGAGUUGGAAAAUGCUAUGACAGAUAUUGACAGACAAAAAGAGGACAUGCAAUACCAAAGACAGCAAAUUGAACAAAACAAACAACAGAUGAUAAAGGAAAAGGAUGAUCUGGAAAGGAUGAAGAUGGAGAUAGAGACACGUUCAGAAAAUCUAGAAACUCUUUUUGAGAAAACAAAGAGGGAGAAAGAGGAUGCUGAGAUAAUGGCUAUUCAAGUCCAGAAGGAAAGGAAGGAAAUUGAAAGUGUUGUCGAAGAGAACAACAAACGGACAGAGAAACUGGAAUUCAUGAAAACUGAGGUGGAUAAAGAGAAACAAGAAACAGAAAACAUCAAGGACAUGGUAACAAAGGAGAAAAGUGAACUGGAACAGAUCAAGAUGGCGUUAGAGACACGAUCUGAACAUCUAGACAACAUAAUGGACGAGACAAAGAGGGAGAAAGAGAAUGUUAAUGACAUGACUGUCCAAAUCCAGAAAGAAAAAGAGGACAUUGAAAACUUGACAGUCAACAACAACAGACAGAGAGAGGAACUGGAAUUGAUGAAAGCUGAACUAGAGAAAGAGAAAUCAAAGACUGAAAAUGUCAAGGAUGUGCUAUCAAAGCAAAAGAAUGAUCUUAAACAAAUGAAGAUUGAGAUGGAAAGAGAGAGAGAAGAAAUGAAUAACACUAAGGACAAUAUUGCAGUUGAUAUGAAUGAGCUGGAACAGAGAAAAGCUGAGAUAGAGAAUAGAAAAUAUGAAGCAGAAAGUUGGAUGGCUGAACUGAAAGAGGAAAAGCAAAGAGUGAAGGAGGAAAUCUGCAAGAUGAAGGAGAACCUGGAACAGAUCCAGACAGGAAUACAACUACAGAAAGAAGACAUUGAAAGCAAGAUGGAGGAGCUGAAUGUAAAACAGGCUGAGAUGAAUAAGGCUAUGACAGAUAUCAACAGAAAAAAAGAGGAAACACAAAAUCAAAGGGAAGAAAUACAACAAGACAAACAAAAGAUGCAAGAUGAAAAGGAUGAACUGGAACAGAUCAAGAUGGAGUUACAAACACGAUCAGAUAAUCUGGAAAACCUCAUUGAGGAGACAAUGAGGAAGAAGGAGAACAUUGAAAGUAUGGCUUUUCAGAUUCAGAAGGAAAGGGAGGAAGUUGAAAGUAUUGUUGAGGAUAUCAAGACAAGGAAAGCUGAUCUGGAAUUGAUGAAAGCAACGGCUGAAGUAGAGAAGCAAGAAACAGAAAACAUCAAGGAAAUGAUCUCUAAGGAAAAAGACAAACUAGAACAAAUGACGAUUGAGAUUGAAAGAGAGAAGGAAGAAAUUGAUAUCACCAAGGGCAAAAUUGAAAUGGAUAUGUAUGAGCUGGAAAAUAGAAAGGCUGAGGUAGAGAAUGGAAAAUAUCAAUCUGAAAAACUGAUUGCUGAAUUGAAGGAGGAAGACCAAAGAAUGAGGGAGGAUAUCAGGAAGAUGAAAGAAAACCUAGAUACUGAAAUACAGCUGAAGAGAGAUGAUAUUGAAAGUAAAAUGGAAGAGUUGGAUGUCAAAAAGAGAGAGCUGGAAAACAUGUUGACCGAUAUUUACAGAGAAAAGGAGGAAAUACAAAACCAGAGAAAGGAAAUAGAAGAAGAGAAACAAAAUAUACAAGAUGAAAAGGAUGGGCUGGAACAGAUCAAGGCUGAUUUACAGAUGAAGAGCAAAAAGGAGAAUGUUGAGGGCAUGGCUGUCCAAUUCCAGAAGGAAAAGGAGGAAAUUCAAAGUGUAAUGGUAGAACCCGAGAUAAGAAGACAAGUACUGGAAUUUACAAAAGUGGAGGUAGAGAAGGAAGAAACAGAGAAUAUCAAGGACAUUGUAUUAAAGGAUCAAAAGUAUCUGGAACAAAUGAAGAUUGAGAUGGAAAGAGAAAGAGAAGAAAUUGAUAAUACCAAGAUCAAGAUAGCAAUCGAUAUGGAAAGGCUGGAAGCGACAAAGGUUGUAACAGAGAGAAAACUGAAAGAAGAAGAACAACAAAUGAGGGAGGUUAUCAAGAAGAUGAAAAGCAAUCUGGAGCAGAUUGAUGCUGAAAUGCAGCUGAAGAGAGAGGACAUUGAAAGUAAAAUGGAAGAGCUGAAUGUCAAAAAGAAAGAGUUGGAGAACACCAUGACAAGUAUCAACAGACAGAAAGAGGACAUGCAAAACAAGAGGGAGGAAAUGGAACAAGAGAAACAAAAGAUGCAAGAUGAAAAGUAUGAGCUGGAACAGAUUAAGAUAAAGUUACAAAAACGAUCAAAACUUCUAGACAAUCUAAUUGAGGAGACAAAGAUGGAGAAGGAGACUAUUGAGGACAUGACUGUCCAAACCCAGAAGCAAAAGGAGGAAAUUAAAAGUGUUAUUGAGGAUAUCAAGACAAAGAAAGAUGAAUUGAAAUUAAUUAAAGCUGAGAUAGAGAAAGGAAAAGAAGAAACACAAAACAUCAAGGACAUGGUAUCAAGCGAGAAAAACAAUCUGAAACAAAUUGGGCUUGAAUUGGAAAGAGAGAGAGAGAAAAUGGAUAAAAGCAAGGGAACAUUAGAAACAGAUGUUGGUAAGCUAGAACGAAGAAAGUUUGAGGAUGAACAGUGGAUUUAUGAAUUGAAAGAAGAAGAGCAAAGAAUGAGGGAGGAUAUCGAGAAGAUGAAAGACAACCAAGAGCAGAUCAAUGCUGAAAUACAAUUACAGCGAGAGGACAUUGCAGCCCAAAUGGCGGAGAUAAAUGUAAAAAAAUCAGACUUGGAAAACAUCCAAGCUGAUCUAGACAGACAGAAAGUAGAACAUGAUGAGAUUAAAAAAUAUAUAUUUGUGGAAAAGAAUCAACUGGACGAGAGGACUGCUGCCUUGCAAAAACAAAGGGAAGAGGUGGGUAAAAUCAUGGAACCAACAGCUAUUGUGAAGAAAGAUGUAAUAAUGGCUGAAGUACAAACACAGACAGAGCCCAUGGAAGACAGCUUGGAGGAACAGCUCAAAAGGGACAUGGAAGAAGUUGAAGGUCAUGGCAUAGAUAAAGAGGACCUGGAACAAACCAACAGGCUGACAAUGAUAGAGAGGGAUGAGUUGGCAUCCAUGAAGUCUGAAAUAGUAAAACAAAGACAGGAAAUAGAGGAGAACAAACUAAAGAUACAGGAUGAGAAGGAUGAGAUUGAAAAGAUCAAGAAUGAUUUACAGAAACGGUCAGAGAAUCUAGACAACCUCAUGGAAGAGACAAAGAGGGAAAAGGAGAAUGUUAAGGACAGGGCUGUUCAAAUUCAGAAGGACAAGGAGGAAAUUGAGCAUGAUAUUGAGGAUAGCAAGACAAAGAACGCUGAACUGGAAAUGUUGAAAGCUGAGAUAAAGACAGAGAAACAAGAAACAUUCAACCUGAAGGACAUGAUAUCAAAGGAGAAACGUGACUUGGAACAAAUUAAGAUGAAGAUGGAAAAAGAAAUACAAGAAUUGGAUAACACCAAGGACAUGAUAGAAAUUGAUAUUAGUCAGCUGGAACAAAGAAGGGUUGAGUUAGAAGGAGAAGAAGAUGGAAUGAAAAAUCUGAUGGCUUCACUGAAAGAGGAAGAGCAGAGUAUGAAAGAGAAUAUUGGGAAGAUGAAAGAAAAUUUAGAGCAGAUUAAUGCUGAAAUACAACUACAGAGAGAUGACAUUGCAACCCAAAUGGAAGAGUUAAAUGUCAAAAAAGAAGAGUUGGAAAACAUUCAAAUGGACAUCGACAGACAAAAAGAACAGAUGGACAAAACACAAAAUGCUAUAAUCAUGGAAAAGAAUGAACUGGAAGAGAAGCUUGCUGGCAUGCAAAAACAAACGGAGGAGGUGGAAGCCAUCAUUGAAAUGACAAAGAGGGAGAAGGAGGAUGUGAUGAGGAUAAAGGCUGAAAUAGAGGAACAGAAAGCUCAAAUGGAAGACAACCUGAUGGAAACUCUGAAACACGACAGAGAAGAACUUGAAUGCCUGAAAGAAACAGAAAGAAAGGAGGAAACUAAGGGCAUAAAAGAGAAGACAGAGAGGGAGAAGGAUGGGUUAGAACGGGUUAACAUAGAUUCCCAGAGAGUGUUGGAAGAUCUGGAGAACGUUGUGGAGGAAACCAUGGAGAAAGAGGGUACAGAGGAAAUGGCUAUCCAAAUACAAAAGCAAAUGGAGGACAAUGUGAGAAUCAUUGAGGAGAUGGAGCAAAAGAAGGCAUAUUUAGAGCUGAUGAAUGUUAAGAUGAAAAGUGAGAGAGAAGAAAUAGACUCUAACAAGGCCAUGAUUGAAAGGGAGAAGGAUGACCUGCAACAAAUGAAGUCUAAGAUUACACAGCAAAGAUGCGAAAUUGAACAAAUUACAACCGUCUUAAAGGAUGAGAAGGACACUCUUGAGCAAUUUAAGACUGAUAUGGAAAGACAGAGACAAGAGAUGAUGAACAAUAUGGACUUGGUGGAAAGAGAGAGAGAUGAACUGGAAAAGACAAGGUCUGAGAUGGAUGAGUUGGAACACAUGACAGCUAAAAUAGAAAGACCGAAGGAGGAAAUUGACAAAAGAAAGGGUGCAGCAAUGAUGGAGGUGCCUCAGCUGGAGGAAAGAGAAGACAGCAAUCAGAAACCGAGUUUUGAAGUCGUCUUCAUCUCAGAUACAACACAGACAGAAAAAAUAAAGGAUGAACCCGAACAAAGCGAGGUUGAGACACUUCAGACAAAGGAAGAAACGAUGGACUCAAUCAAGAAGGACAGAGAUGAUCUAGAACAAAUGAGAGCUGACAUACAAAAACACAUGGAAGACAGAAAUAAAAGCAAGAAUGUGACAGAUUGGGGGAAGUAUGAGUUGGAACAAAGACAGUUACUACUAAACCAGCAUGAGGAGGAAAUAGAAAGCUUGAGGCAAAAGUUACAGGUGGAGAGAGAAGUGCUGGAUGAGGUUAUGAAUGACAUACAAAAUAAGCAUGACAUAUUAAAGAGUGAGAGGGAUCAAUUGGAAAAGAUAAGGGUUGAGUUCCAGAGAGAAAAGGAUACAGAAGGUUACUGGAUUACUCAACAUAAAGAAGAGGAGGGGAGGAAAAUGGAACACCUGGAGCUGUCUUCUGCAGAGACAGACACUCUUAGCUCAGGAGCAAACAAUAUAAUGGCAGUAGGCAGUAGAGAGAUGGACAAGAAGAAAGAAAUAACACAUACAGCAGAGACAAAACAAGAAAGUGGAGACAUGGAGGAAGUCAAACUGGUAAAGCAAGAAACAGAAAAAGAUGUAAGCAAAACUGAGUAUAAAGACAAAAGGAGCUAUAUAAAUGCUGUGACACAAACGCAAGAAAUUGAGGAAGUAGGACAGCUGAAGAAUAAGGAUGAGGAGGGUGAGCUUGCACUACUGAUGGUUGAAAUAGACAAACAGAGAAAAGAGAUUGAAAACAACAUGGUGGAAAUAGAGAGACAGAAGAAGGAGCUGCAACAGAUCAGAGCUGAGACACAGACAGCCAAAAAAGAACUGGUGGAGACUGAGAUGCACAGACAGAUCAAAGAUUCCAGUGAGAUCCAGAGACAGGUCGAAGAUUCCAGUGAGAUCCAGAGACAGGUCGAAGAUUCCAGUGAGAUCCAGAGACAGGUCAAAGAUUCCACUGAGAUCCAGAGACAGGUCGAAGAUUCCACUGAGAUCCAGAGACAGAUCAAAGAUUCCACUCAACUCAGAGAAGAAACUGAGAACAACCUCGGACAGAAGACAACUACAACGCAAGUGGAGUUGGAUCAGACAACAGAUGAAAGGCUCCCAAAGAGAGAUCCUUUGGAGAAAAUCCGUCAAGAGGCUCAGGCAGACAAAGAAGAGAUUGAGAAGAUUAAGCACAGAGUUCAUGAGAUGAAAGAACAUCUAGAGGAAAGACUAGCAGUGAUUCAGAGACAUGAGUUGGUACAGAGAACAAGGAUACAAAGAGAGAAAGAAGAGCUAAAGAAGAUGAAAGAAGAGUUGGAGAGAGACAGCCAAGCUCUGCAAACAGAGUGGGACAGAGGCAGGAGGAAACUUCGGGAGAAGGACCAAGAGCUUGAGAUGCUAAAAGUGGAGAUGUUGCGAGAGAUCGAGAGACUGCAGGUUAAUAUGGAAAAAGAGAUGGAAACACUCAAGACAAGUGACAAAGGUAUCCAAACCUCAGACAUGGUAUUAACCAUAGAAGAAGAGAGAAUGUGGUUGAUGGAGGAAUCAACAAUGGAGGAGUACAGUAUGCUGGCAGAAAUAAGUCAAGAAACAGAGCAAACCACAGUGGAUAUGACAUUCGCCAGUUCAUCACUGGAGCUCCAGGGUCAAUCAGAGGAGCUCACAGUGAUAGAGGAUGCUCAGAUGAGCGUAGUAGGAGCAGAAGCUUCUCCAUUCAGCAGGUUGCUACGGUGGCUUUGGCGCUACUGCUGUAGCUGCUGCCGCUGUUGUGACUGCUGCGGAAGGGAGUGUGAAGAAGAGGAGGAGAACAUAGUAUAGUCCCAACUCUUAAGUCAGCAAAAUUGUGCUUCAAUAGAAGCUUAGAGUACAUGAAGUUAAACAACUUUAAUUCAAUGUGUAUUUAUUUUUUCAUAGCUUUUCCAGAUAGUUGCAUUUAGUGUGCAAUAGUAUCGCCAGCCUUCACAACAAUAUCAGUGGGGCUCAAAAUAAAUGAAUUGCUAUGUAAAGACUGUGUGAAAAAAAUCUCGUUCAGUAAUAUGAAUUGUGAAACAACACCAUCAGUUAUUAUUCAUUCAGUUACAUCAUGUAUGAUAUGUAUUCUACUAUGCCCAAGUGAUAUGAAAUCGUUGAGAUUACAAUAUGCAACAACCUGAUUUAUAUGGCUAAAUUGCAGUGUUGUAAGUGUUGUGCAGUAUUGCAGUGCUAUGUAUUUACAAUUAUGAUGAACUAAGUUUGCACUGAAUAUUGCAUCUAGAGAGAGCAAAACGUACCUUUAUUUAUUUAUUUAUUAUAUUUUAUAAUGAAAUAUAUAUUUAUUAUAUCUUUUUACAGCUUUUGUUAAAGGUGCACUGGAUACUGAAUGGACUCUCAUCAAGAUUUGUCGUAAUAAUUUGUCAAAACAAGUUAUUUCUAUUACUUUUAGUUUUCUUAUUUUUAUACACACGGAAUUUGCAAUAAACAAAGCGCUAUUCUA
Salmo salar (Atlantic salmon) is the source of this 12550-nucleotide messenger RNA. RefSeq lists its product as uncharacterized. Lineage: Eukaryota; Metazoa; Chordata; Actinopteri; Salmoniformes; Salmonidae. The record is from RefSeq and is a predicted model, not a curated record.